Leptopilina heterotoma is the source of this 1631-nucleotide messenger RNA. RefSeq names its product cytochrome P450 6A1-like. The record is from RefSeq and is a predicted model, not a curated record. NCBI's taxonomy places the organism in Eukaryota, Metazoa, Arthropoda, Insecta, Hymenoptera, Figitidae. Gene Ontology annotation, molecular function: oxidoreductase activity, acting on paired donors, with incorporation or reduction of molecular oxygen; iron ion binding; monooxygenase activity.
CCAGUAAUAAAAAAAAUCGAUAAAAAUCUUUCCACAUCACAAUUAUGCUUCUCGAAAUUGUCUGCUUAAUCGCAUUUCUCAUUUUUAUUCUUCACUUGAAACACAAGUCGAACAAUGAUUAUUGGAAGGUCCGCGGUGUUCGUGGUCCAGAGCCGCAAAAUUUUCUUUCCCUACUAAAAAGUAUGCUAAUCACAAAGGCAUUUAUUGGGGAUACAAUAGACAAAAUGUACGAUAAUUAUAAAGAUGAGAAAAUGAUCGGUAUGCUUGGUGGUAGAAUACCAAUUUUAAUUCUCAAGGAUCCGGACCUAAUAAAAGAUGUAUUAAUAAAGGAUUUUAGUAAAUUUGCCGAUCGCGGUAUUCGACUACACGAAAAAGUUAAUCCACUAUCAGCUCAUUUAUUUUCCCUCGAACCCGAACGUUGGCGACCAUUGAGAAAAAGUCUAUCGCCUGUUUUCACUUCUGGAAAAUUAAAAGAAAUGUUCUCCCUCAUUCUCAAGUCAUCGGAAAAUUUAGAAGCGUAUUUAACGAAAAUUGUUCAAGAAAAUCAAAAUUCGAUUGAAUGUCGUGGUGUUACGGCAAAAUUCACCACGGACGUCAUUGGCUCUUGUGCAUUUGGCAUUGAUAUCAAUGCAUUUACCGAUAAGAACAAUGAAUUUCUUCGAAUGGGGAAAAGAAUUUUCGACGUCGGCUUUAAGAGGACACUUAAAGUGAGAUUGAUGCAAACAUUUCCGAAUUUGUACGAUUUUCUUGGUUUUCUGCUUUCCGACACGGAGAUGGAUAAUUUUUUUGUUAAUUUAAUUAAGGAUACGAUUGAAUACAGAAAGGAGAAUAAUGUCGUUAGGCAUGAUUUUGUUGAUUUGCUGCGGAACAUGAAGGAGAAUCCGGAAAAUUUGGGUAAUAUAGACUUGACCGAUAAUUUGUUGGCCGCUCAAGCGAAUGUAUUUUUCGCCGCUGGAUUUGAAACCUCUUCCACGACAAUGAGCAAUGCUUUGUAUGAAUUAGCGCUGAAUCCUUCAAUUCAAGAGAAACUUUAUCAAGAAAUUAAUGAGAUUUUUCAAAAAUCGGAGAUUAAUUUGUCAUACGAGAAUGUUAAAAAUAUGAAAUAUUUACAUCAAGUUUUCCAAGAAACUCUUCGAAAAUACCCACCGGUGCCAUUUUUGAUGAGAUGCUCAUUAGAUGAAUAUACAUUUUUCGGGACCAAUGUGAAAAUUCCAAAGGGCCAGAGAGUCUGGAUACCGGCCUAUUCUCUUCAAAGGGACUCAAAAUACUAUCCAAAUCCAGAAAUUUUCGAUCCUGAAAGAUUCAAUGACGAGGAGGUUAAACUUAGGCAUCCAAUGUUGUUUUUGCCAUUUGGUGACGGACCCAGAAAUUGCAUUGGUGCAAGAUUUGCUGAUUAUCAAACAAAAGUCGGUCUUUUAAAAAUUUUGAAAAAUUAUAAAGUUGAUGUUUGUGAAGAAACACCGAUUCCUUAUGUAAAUAACGUAAAUUCGUUUCUACUAAGACCAAAAGAGGGAAUACCGUUAAAAUUUGUGAAAAUUAAUUAGUUUUCUGAGUCUCCUCAGUAACAGCUAACAAAUACCGAAAAUUAAAUUAUUAUUUUGUUGUAAAUAAAAAUUUGGUAUAACAACUAA